Paramecium primaurelia is the source of this 260-nucleotide messenger RNA. Lineage: Eukaryota; Ciliophora; Oligohymenophorea; Peniculida; Parameciidae. The record is from the annotation of a GenBank genome assembly.
AUGAUUAAUCAUCAGACUAUUUUAGAAGAGAUUUGUGACUAUUCUAAAGCACUAAUAAUGAGAACCAAUCAUUUGCCUUUGAUGCUUUCAUUAUAAGUGCAAUUAUUAUUAAUUUUUAAAUAAUAAAAAGAAGAAUAACUGGCUUAUAUUAAGGUAAUAAGGUUAAGUAGGUUGAAAUCAAUGAACUUUAUGAAUCCUUAGAGGUAAUAAUUAUGGCUGUUCAGGUUACAAGAAUAUUAGCUGUUUACAAUUUAAAUUGA